Messenger RNA from Formica exsecta, 660 nucleotides. RefSeq lists its product as uncharacterized. The coding region runs from base 22 to 660 and encodes 212 amino acids. The record is from RefSeq and is a predicted model, not a curated record. The transcript has 3 exons. NCBI's taxonomy places the organism in Eukaryota, Metazoa, Arthropoda, Insecta, Hymenoptera, Formicidae.
UCGUACAGUAAUAUUAUCAGCAUGAUCGCGCCAACGUUUGUGGAUCUGCAAGGAUUCAUUAUCGGGAGAAACUUUGUCGUGAAGGAAGUAGCGAUACUGAGAAAUGGAUUUGUUCUUUCUCACUACUUUUUUGCAAGUCCCGUACCAUGGCGUGCGCUUACAAAAUCUGAGAGAUGCCAAGCUUCAUGGCUAAUCGGACAUCACCAUGGGCUUCAAUGGGAGGAUGGAAACGUUCCAUACAGCUUCGCCAGACGUUUGAUUACGAGAGCUGUGAUGGGUGCGGCGGAAGAGGAAAAUGGAGCAUCUCCUAUCGUGUACGUUAAAGGACACGAAAAACAAGAAUGGCUGGCCGAUAUACUUGACGAUGAUGCGAGAAACGACGUUAUUAUUGAGACCUUGGAUGCGGACUAUGAAGAUAUCACUUCGUUAAAUAAGCUAGAUGUUACUAAUACUAUGCGCUGUGAAAAACAUUUGAAAAAUUGCUAUCAAUAUACGAACGACAUAAAAAUUCCCGGGUUUCUAAACUUUGAGCACCGACGACUUGUACGAACGUUGCGGCGGCACGAGCGCGAGUUCCGCGAGGACGCGUGGGAAGACAACGGCCCCGACGGUCUCUAUUUAGACUUGAGACGUCUCUUCGGGCUCGAGUCUUACGAGUAG